Molecule: messenger RNA, 3285 nt
Organism: Pomacea canaliculata
Lineage: Eukaryota; Metazoa; Mollusca; Gastropoda; Architaenioglossa; Ampullariidae
Exons: 4
Coding region: 1078-2067 (329 amino acids)
Source: RefSeq, a predicted model, not a curated record
CCAGGUAGACACGUCUGCAUGUAAAGUUCGCGAGAGAAAGAGAUAUGAAGAGGGUGGGUGGAAGGAUGGGUGGUGGGGAGAGGCCUAGGCCCAGGGGCUUACGCCAAGCUAGUACAGGACAUGUGCACCCUGCUUUUAAAUCCGUUAAAAUGGAUUUGUAGAAGGUAAAAUUAAGGAAAACGUCACACUAUAAUCAAAAUAAGAAACAAAAAUAAUACAUAGCUAGACAGAACCCAGUUGUUAUAUAGCUAUUGUAUUUAUAGGUGUUAUCUAUUGUCACCUUAUUUGCUUGACAAUGACAUUAUUUGGAAUGUAAGAUGGCUCGCAAGAUCAGUUCUUGAUCACACUGUGGAGACAACAUUAUGAAUGUUUGGUUUAGACAGCCUGUGUUGUGUUGUUGUCGUUGUAUGCCAACAAACCGUACUAGUCUGUCCACAUAAACAAUUACAUAGCUUUGCCUAAACAUUGACAAUCUGCACACUAACCAUCUGGUCAUAAAAGUGUAACAUUUUUCUAAUCAGAAACAUAUCCCGCCAUUGUGCAAGGAAUUGCCACAAUUUAUCAUCCAUGACUCAUUAGAGAUUUUCCCGCUGAGAGAAACUUGUGACGAGAUGGUGGAUGUGAUUGGGCGUCGGGUGUGUCUGUAGGCUGUGCACCCCAGAAUCGCCAUAUCGCCCACCCGUACUCCAUCGUCUGCUUUUACAGGCCACGUGUCUUCGUCCGUUAUUACCGUUCAUUGACUUCUCCAUACCAGGCCUUCCUUACCUACAGCCAGUCACAACAUUUAGUUCAGCUCAGCAUCCGGAUAUCUGGUCAGGACUUCUACAUCCAGAGGAGACUUUCACCUUCCCCGACCCGGUCAAAGGAGAAAUCACCACACAAAUGAAGAAUACAUAGUGCUAAUAUGUGAAGCUGCUGCAUUCAAAGGUUUCAUGAGAAGACGUGGAUGAAGUGUUGUGGAGGUGCUGGUGUUCAGCAGAGGGCACAGACAAUCGCUGUCAUGUUUUAGCGAGAACACUGGCUACAGACACUGCCUCCCACUGAUGUGAUGCUAUUAAAGGGAGACCACUGUCAGCAAUGUCCAGUCAACCGCCAUCUGCUACACAACAGGUAGUGAACUUAGCAGAAGCCCAGGCGUUGUGGCGGCAAUGGGUUGAGGCUGAGAUUCCUGACCUCGAGUCUCGCGCCUACUUCCUGCCUCCUGUCUACGUCAACCGAGUGCCCAUGACAAGACAGUCGGUAGCUGGUCAGGAUGUUCUGGUCCUUGGGUCAGCACCUGGACAGGCUGGUCAGUCUAACAAACAGGCAAUGGCUUCAUCAUCUGCUGCUCAGGCUCUCGGUCAUCAGCCUCCUCGAGUUCAGGACAGUGAUGUCAGAGACGAUGCCGCCUUGGAGCUGGUCCUCAAGUGUCUGCAGAAAAUAUCUGAACAAAAUAAAGAAGUUUUGGUAGGAUUAAGUCAGCUGAAGUACGAACAAUGUUUAGGUGAACCUUGUUACUCAUCCGUGGCUGCCCAGCUACCCGUAGCCGACAGUCUUCCGUCAUCAUUUCCAAGAAAUUGGAAACAAGGAGACUUUGAUGUGCUUCUUAUUCACCGACAUUACGGGUUUGUCGUCUGUGAAGUGAAAGCCUUUGGUGACAAUAUACAUGAACUUAGCAUGCCACAGCAGGAUAUAGACAACAACAUUAGAAAGAAACUAAAACAGGCCGUGUCACAGCUGGACAAGGCGGAGGCCAUGUUGUCUCACCUGGUGUCCGACAUCGCUCCCGGUCUGCGCAUCACUAAGACUAUCGCUUUCCCCAACCUCACGGCUCGUCAACUUCAACAGGCCAUCUCCGGCGACACCAAAUUGUCUCAAAGCCUGUGUCGGUGUCUGGGAACAUCAGACCCCGUCGACAUCAUUGGUCUGUGUCUGUGCUCUGAUCAGUUGUCUGACCCCAAGACAUCGUGUGACGUCAGUAGUCACGUGCUGAGCGAACUCGGACACUGGUGGCAGCGACGUGUGGCUGGGGCUGGACCUGACUCUCACAUGACUUUUGACCUGUACAAGACUUUGGUUGCCCGGUAAGUAGUAGAAGUGUAGGGGGAUGUGAUAACACAAGUGUUACUAUUCUUUGUUUAAAUAGCUGUUGUAGUGAAAACACGUAUUAUGAUGAGAUGACGCUGGUCAUUUUACUUUUCAACUGCUAACCACUCACCGCCUACUUCACUGUCUGCCUUGGGAAAUGCUAUCAAGCAAGUACAAUUGAUAGAACAGCACAUACACCACCAGCACGAUUUGUUAUAAAAACACACAUGACUGUGACAGGACUGACAGUCGGACAUGAGUGUUGUAGAAACACUCUGGGCGGAUACCUGCGGUAACCAGAGCAGUGUCUUAAUUUCUAACCCUGUACUAAAUGAGUAAAUAGAUAAGGGAGGCAACACUGGAAUCUUUAGGACUUGUUUCUCCGUUGAUUACUUCCCAUUACAGCCUGAAAAGUUCAACCAAUUAGGUAUUUUCUCUUGUGCUCCUUGGUUGCCUCAGUUGUUGAAUGUUUUCUUGGUGAACAUCUUGUGAUAAGCACUUCCUGAUCAUUACUCCCCGUCUCCUGACAUCAUUUACAAUCAUACCUUUGACAUAAAUAUCAUCUGAUGGCUGAGAGCCAGAGAUAAUCAGUCGUCCCGUGACCUAGGGUUGGGGGGAUGAAAAGGAUAGACUAGCAGCUGACAGGGCCGCUGGGCCGCGCAUGUCUAUUGUGGGAGAUGGUCUGCAGGUCCUGUACAGAAUGACCAGUCUAGUAUUUGACUGUCGUAAGUCAGUUCUUCUUCUGACCACCGCGGCGUCUACCACCUUCCAAGGUACCUUAAAGGACAGCGUUUCGUACUGGAUCACGUGACCAAAGACCAGCUUACGAUGCUAGACCGUUGAAGCCACAGUAAACUGGUAAAAAAAAAAGGGUUAAAGCAGCAUUGGUGGAAUGGGAUAGGCGCUACAAUAUCUAUCUUUCUAGAAAUAGCUAUGUAUAUCCCACAGGCCUAAAAGGUGAGCCGUGUGAGCUGCUCUUCCCUCUCCUUGCUUAUUUUACCUCUCGUAAAUAAAGAUUUGUCAUUGUCUCCUUUACAACGACCAUGCUAGUUGUCAUCAACUUACACAAAUCAACGGAUGGGUGAAAUAACGAAAGGACAGUCCUCUAAUUGAAGAUCUUGCUAGGUGCUUCGUCUCAGUCAAGAUAUUGUUUAACUAUUAUAUAUCAGAAAUAUUAAAUUUAAAGGUGUUUAUUUCAUUAUACUUCUUUAUAUUCAU